Messenger RNA from Schistocerca gregaria, 1493 nucleotides. RefSeq lists its product as uncharacterized. The record is from RefSeq and is a predicted model, not a curated record. The coding region runs from base 43 to 1200 and encodes 385 amino acids. NCBI's taxonomy places the organism in Eukaryota, Metazoa, Arthropoda, Insecta, Orthoptera, Acrididae. The transcript is spliced from 2 exons.
UUUAGAAGUACAUCAAGAUGCAUUUGUACAUCCGAGGAGAGCAUGAAAUCUUUUUGGUCUCUCCCUAAUCAAUUUGUCAGGGAGUACCGUCUUUCUAUAGAGUCUGGUCGAAUCAAAGAGCCAAUAUGGUGGAAAUAUAUAGUUUCUGAGCAGCCAGGCCAAUACUACAUUGCUGGCGAAAAGCCUUGGAAAGAGAUCAAAUUUCCGACAGAUGCAUAUCGCCGCCUUUAUUACAAAGAUUAUCCGUUCGAAUCGAAUCUUUAUUCACACAGCUCAGUUCCAGGUGAGUCCAAGUACUACAAGGCACCCGUUGAUCGGUUUAUAGAGCGCCUUCAGGAAUUGAUUCAGCAGGGUUUAGAUGGUAAUCUAGCGUAUUUGCAGUGCAAGAAAGAAAAGGACAUGCAAGACGAGUGCCAGGAUUUAGAAAGGUAUUUUUGUGCACAUCAGGCAGUUCAUCUGUAUGGCUUGAAUUUUGACGAAACAGAGGAAUCAGAAAACCAAAAACAGAGACAAACGCCAUAUGAGAGGGCUAGGGCGGCUAUUUUCAAGGAUACUCGAGACCGUUUAAGACGCAUUAUUAGAGCUAAGCGUGAGAUCAAUCCAAAUGCCAAAUUAACUCGUAAAGAUGUGGAAAAUCUGUCUCAAGAGGAAAUUUUUCAUUAUAUUCGCACCAAUCCUGAAGAUGCAUCCUAUCUUGAUUCCAGUGUCUUUUGGGGAAUUAAUCAUGUGUUUGAUCCGCAACCUUGUUUUGAAAAUGCUAAUGAUCGCGCUGUGAAAGAAUACUUCGGUGUCCCUACGUGUUCCGAUCCGUCUAAAUGGGCCCAAGCUGAAAUCACUCAAGAAAACCUCGAUGGACUUCUCGAAGAUACUCGAAAGCUAAUUUUGAGUAUGAAUGAUGAAAUGGGCAUCAAAGAACAAGAGGAAUCACUUUUCGAUUCUCUUAGUGAAUCUGGGAGAAUCGAUGUGUUAUCCCAAUGGAUGAACUACAUGCCCGAUAGCAAAGAAUGGCUUGAAAGGCCCUACUAUUCUUCAAGUUUAUCAGAACAUUUACAAACCUACGAAAAAGACAUAUCACAGUCAUCCAUGGGAAUUGACCCGAUCGGCGCGGAACCUGACGUUCUUAAAGGAAUCAUUGAUAAACGAUUCUCUGAAUUUGAUGCUGAAUGGGAAGACCAUCGCAAGAAGACGGGCCUAAAAUAAUGCAUAUCAUGGUGGUGUUGCCACAUAGAGGAACAGAAAUUUUUUUUCCCCCUUAGAGCUGUCAAUCGAUUCUGUACAUAAAGUUUUUUCAAAACAUGUGGUAACGAUGGAAAGCUACUAUUUCCUUUUCCCGAGCAUGCCUUAGUGAGGACGUUUGAUAGCGCGAUCUGGGAUCCUGUGUCUCUAGAAUAGGAACCGCUGAAUACUUGCGGGAAAUAAGAUGACACUUUUACUAAUUCUCUUAAACGUCUGUUGUUAUAGAAAAAAAUAAUAUACCGUUUUUUAUAGACUUA